Ciona intestinalis (vase tunicate) is the source of this 408-nucleotide messenger RNA. Lineage: Eukaryota; Metazoa; Chordata; Ascidiacea; Phlebobranchia; Cionidae. The record is from RefSeq and is a predicted model, not a curated record.
AUGGUUUAUUUGCUUGGUGUUCUACAGAAUGAUUCUUUUCAUCCAGAAAAGAGUGACAACCAAACUGAAGAUUUAAUAAAACAACAUCUUACUGUGAGGAUCACUGAGAUGGGAUAUAAGAUGCAACACGCGGAAGCUAAGACUUUACAUUUCGAAUCAGAGUGUAAUGUGUUGCAUAAACACCUGGGGAUGGCAAAAGACAAGCAAUCAAGCAUGCAACAUGAAAUUAGUUCAAGUCUGCAGAAAAUAUCACAACUACAGGAUGAACUAUCAGUAACUCGACGAAACUACGAAGACCAGUUAAGUUUGAUGAGCGAACAUCUGGCUUCCAUGAACGAUAAAUUAGCUUCACAAAAAGAUGAAAUUGAGAACUUAAAAGUGAAAGUAAGAUAUAAACCAUUGUGGUGA